This is a messenger RNA of Durusdinium trenchii, 1541 nucleotides long. NCBI's taxonomy places the organism in Eukaryota, Dinophyceae, Suessiales, Symbiodiniaceae. The record is from the annotation of a GenBank genome assembly.
AGCAAGCGUGCAGUCCAUUCACGGUGUGCAUGUUACUGUUGUUUUACCAGCUGUCAGGCCAUUCGAGUCGGCUCCGAGAGCAUUUUCGGGAUACGCUUUGCUAGACUCCUUGCCAACCCCAACUCACUUCCGCGCAAACCAGUUCUUUUGCACAUGCUACCAUCAUGUUUGGACCCUUGAGCAUGUUCCUCUAACCGCACCCAGUGAUGCCUAUGCCCAAAGUAGCUGCAAGCGAGCCCACCUUGGCUCAGAAGACCAAGUGCAAGGGGAGGAAUUGGGCCCCAACUGGAGCUGUUCCAAGCGCGCUGGAUGUUUUUGAGACCUUUGAAGGACCAGGGCUUCUUUAAGCAUGUGGUGCGCCAUAUGGAUUUGGCCUCGCUGCUGGAGUACACAGCUGACAUGGACUGUGGGAACCACACAGCCUUCGUCCAAGGGGUGUAUGGCUUGGCAGUGUCGACCGUGGCCUCAUCUUUGAAAGCGUUAGCCAUGCAGAUCAACACAUUCAAGGUUCUAGCUGCAUACCAGGAGCGGCAGCUCCAGCAUCGGCGCUUGGACUAUGUCCCGGCUCAAGUCCUUGCGCCGGGCUCGUCCACAGAGCUCAGGAGCUUGGUGGAAGCAAUCGCUGAACCUUCAAGCAAGGAAGGUAAAGCUCUCGCCGCCCGCGCAGUGAAAGUGUUGGGUGAGCAAAUGUGCCCAGGUGAGGGCAUCCUGUUGAAGGAGAUCAAGCUCCAAAAAGAGCCUGUGAUGGAUUUCUUGUUGCUAUAAGAAUGCUCUAAGCCUGAGCUUCUUGUCGCUGUGGGCUGUUAGCUCAACGAAGUGGCACGCAUACGACAUGGUAAUCGACCUCAACGUGAAUUCAGCGUGUCUCGUUUUCAUGCCACGUGCUGGCAACGCGGUUUGCCAAAAGCUCUUCCUGAAGCAAAAGUCUUCCUACACAGCAAAGUGACGUUGCCAGCGUGGGUGUGAGGUCAAAAUAAGGAAAUGCGUGGCGCUCGCGGCGCUCCGACUUGACAGGAAUGAGCAUGGACCUAUCUGCAGGCAUGUCUUGAGGAAACAGUGCCUCACAAAGUUGAAAGAUUGUCGCUUUGCCAUGGUACUUGUGCUAUCUUGUGCUGAAUGAAUUGCUACCUCCUUGGGUUCUGUACUCGAGGCCAACCAAAAGCUGCCAAUAUUUUUCCGGCAGUUGGUGCGAUGCAUUCCUUUGCAAAAGUAGAUGAAAUGGAGUGGGGCGUGCUGACAUGUUGCAUGUAUGUUUCACAACCCAUUUCGAGUCAACGAUACAACCAUAUACACUGACACGUUGUGUGGUUGGACGCUCUGCAAAAGAGCAACUCUGAGUUGAAGAGCGACUCACGGAGCCUUUGCAACUGCCCAGGACGGAGAAAAGGAGACACUGCGCAGGAUCUCUUGUUUUGUGAAUGGUUGACCAUGACUGUGGUGACCGUAACCUGUAGGUUCAAGACCUCGCCAGCACAGGCGAAAACGAGCGUUCACGCGUUCGUCCACGUGUUUUCAUGGUAGCGGAGCCGACCCGGGGGCUC